CAAACCUGUAGCAGACAAACGCUCGCAGAUGUCUCACAGCUCAGUCACCAUGGGCUGGAUCUCAACCGCAUAAACCGCCAACCGGUGAUCGCUACCGCCCGACUUGUAUUCUCAGCCUGCCCACAGGUAUAUGAGGGAUUUCUCGUUGACGCACUACAUUUCAGCGUCAGACACUCCACAGUCUGCCGCCGUGUGAGUAAAAUACUCUGUGUUUACAUUUAGUUUGGACUGCUCGGCGUCGGGAGACUCCUCAGGAGGCGAAGCAGAGCGCGGAUAUGGUUCCAGAGCACCGAUGGAGAGCGUGAAACCUGAAUUAUUCCUCUUUUAACAACCUCGCCGAUAUCAGCUCUCCUGUUUUACGCACAAGGAGCGCUUGGAAUUAUUGCGACCCAGGCAAGCGUGCGCACACCGGAGCACAAACCCGUGGCAUGACAGACCCGAGCGGCGGACUGACGGGGUGAAUUCAGCCUCCUAAAUGUCAGGAAGAUGAAAUCUCCAGCAGCAGCAGCAGCAGGUCGGGAGAAUAACUCAGGAGGGUUUAUUAGGCCGCGUCACUCCGCGUUCAUUUAACAACAGCAAACCCAAAGGCGACUGUAAGCAGUUUAGUUGUUCGACACACAAACAAAAAAAGGGAGUAACCAUGUCCAGGACGCUGAAGAAGAAGAAACACUGGUCCAGUAAAGUGGUGGAGUGCGCGGUGUCAUGGGGGAACCUGGGGGACUUUGGCUCCGUGGUGGAGGUCCUGGGGGGAGCAGAGCUGGGACAGUUCCCCUACCUGGGCCAGAUGAAGCUGGACGUGCUGGUGUGUCACGUCGGGAAGCUGCCCUACUACGGGGACGUUUUGCUGGAGGUGAACGGGACGCCCGUCAGUGGACUUACAAACCGCGACACCCUGGCUGUCAUACGCCACUUUCGGGAGCCGAUCCGCCUGAAGACGGUCAAACCAGGUAAAGUGUUGAACACAGACCUGCGCCACUACCUCAGUCUGCAGUUUCAGAAGGGCUCGCUGGACCACAAGCUCCAACAGAUCAUACGCGACAACCUCUACCUACGCACCAUCCCCUGCACCACACGGCUUCCUCGUGACGGGGAGGUCCCAGGCGUGGACUACAACUUUAUCAGUGUGGGAGACUUCAGGAUCCUGGAGGAGAGCGGUCUUCUACUGGAGAGUGGCACCUAUGAUGGUAACUACUAUGGGACCCCGAAGCCUCCGGCAGAGCCCAACCUGGUGCAGCCUGACCUGGUGGAUCAGGUGCUGUUUGACGAAGACUACGGUGGCGAGGUCCCCAGGAAGCGCACCACCUCUGUUAGCAAGAUGGACAGGAAGGACAGCGUGGUCCCCGAGGAGGAGGAUGAUGAUGAAAGGCCACCGCUGGUCAAUGGAUUGCCUGAGCACAAAGAGGGGGCAGAGUGGAGGAAAGCGGUGCCCAGCUACACACAGUCCAGCAGCACCAUGGACUUCCGCACAUGGAGCUCUCUUCCCCGCGAUGACAGCCUGGAGCCGCUGCCCCUUAACUGGGAGAUGGCUUACACUGAGACCGGCAUGGUCUACUUCAUAGAUCACAAUACCAAGACGACCACGUGGUUGGACCCCCGCUUGGCAAAGAAGGCGAAGCCCCCUGAGAAGUGUGAGGAUGGAGAGUUACCUUACGGCUGGGAGGAAAUUGACGAUCCACAGUACGGCACCUACUACGUUGACCACAUCAACCAGAAAACCCAGUUUGAGAACCCGGUCCUGGAGGCAAAGAAGAAGCUGAGCCAGGAGACGGCUGCGAUCCAACAAGCUGCAGCAGCACCUUCCCAAGGUAAGGGAGGUGCAUUUGGCUUCACCUCAGACCCCAGCGAACUGAAGGGUGAGAUGUACCACACAGCACUGAAGAAGAGCUCCCAGGGAUUUGGAUUUACCAUCAUCGGAGGUGACCGCACGGAUGAGUUUCUGCAGGUGAAAAACGUGCUCAGCGACGGCCCUGCUGCACACGACAACAAGAUGGCGUCUGGUGAUGUGAUUGUUGAGAUUAACGGGAUGUCUGUGCUGGGGAAAACCCAUCCAGAGGUGGUGCAGAUGUUCCAGUCCAUUCCCAUCAACCAGUAUGUCGACAUGGUUCUCUGCCGUGGUUACCCGCUUCCUCCAGAUGUAGAUCUAGACAGCGACGACCCUCUCCCACCUCCUCCUCCCCCACCGACCACUCAGCCCCAGCAGGCCCUGCAUGGCGGAGAGGUUGUGACAGCUGUGCCCCUCAUCAAUGGACAGCCCCUGCUUGUGAAAGGCGACGUCCUCCACGGCUCCUCGCAGGAGCUCCAUUACGUCACUACAGAUGCUAGCGGCCGGCCCGUGGUGGCGGCCCUGCCUAACGGGAGGCAGGGGGAGCGGGGAGAAGUGGCCGCAGGGAUGCUGCAACCAGAGCUGGUGAGCGUGCCGCUCGUCAAAGGGCCUGGAGGAUUUGGGUUCGCUAUUGCUGACUGCCCGCUGGGUCAGAAGGUGAAGAUGAUCCUGGAUGCCCAGUGGUGCCGUGGCCUGCAGAAAGGAGAUGUCAUCAAGGAGAUCAACAGGCAAAAUGUCCAAACGCUGAGUCACGCCCAAGUGGUGGACAUUCUCAAAGACUUACCAGUGGGCAGCGAGGUCAACGUGCUAGUGUUGCGAGGAGGUCAAACAUCCCCUGUGAAGAGCCUAAAGCCUAGACAGGAAAUGACGGCCAGUACAGAGACUCUGGACGGUAUCGUAGACUCCACCCCCCAGGCCCUGCCUUACCACUCCAACACGAGCACCCUGCGCUCCGCCGACUCCCCCAAACGAGACGUCACAGAGAUGUACCUGAAGUCCAAAGCCCUGCUGGAGAGCAGACAGCCUCACACCAAAGACAUUGAUGUUUUUCUCAAGAGAGACAUUGAAACAGGAUUUGGCUUCCGUGUUCUUGGAGGAGAGGGUCCACAACAGCCAAAUGUGUUCCCCCAGGUGUACAUUGGGGCCAUCGUGCCCAACGGAGCUGCAGAGAAAGAUGGUCGUCUGAGAGCCGGAGAUGAGCUCAUUGGCAUCGAUGGCGUGAUGGUCAAAGGUCGUUCGCAUAAGCAAGUCUUGGAUCUGAUGACCAAUGCUGCCCGUAAUGGUCAAGUCAUGUUAACUGUACGCAGGAAGGUCAUCUACAGGGAUGCGACAGAGGAGGAGGCUCAAGAAAUGGCUCCAGUGCUGGUGAACGGUUCUCCCAAGCUACCUCGCCUGCCGAUGCCCAGCGCUCUGGACCACGAGUCUUUUGACAUCACGCUCCACCGCAAAGACUCAGAGGGCUUCGGCUUUGUCAUCCUCACCUCUAAGAGUAAACCGCCGCAUGGAGUUAUUCCGCACAAAAUUGGCCGGAUCAUUGAAGGAAGUCCAACCGACCGCUGCGGCCUGCUGCACGUCGGAGAUCGUAUCUCGGCGGUCAACGGGCGCUCCAUCAUCGAGCUCUCUCACAAUGACAUUGUUCAGCUUAUCAAAGACGCUGGCAAUGUUGUCACCCUCACUGUGGUUCCUGAGGAUGAGUACAAGGGCCCUCCGUCUGGAGCCAGUUCAGCUAAACAGAGUCCAGCUCUUCAGCACAGAGCCGUGGGGCAAAGGUCAGCGCUACAGGAUGAACGUUAUAACUUGGACCUGGAUGAGAAAAGGGAGGGAGUCAACUGGUCUGAACACAAGACUCUUCCACUUAGUGAGCAGGGAACGCUGUGCGUGACAGGACCCAACCAGGGUUGCCUGACAGUGGAGUUAGAGAGGGGUCCCAGGGGCUUUGGCUUCAGUCUGCGAGGGGGGACAGAAUACAACAUGGGCCUGUACAUCCUGAGACUAGCCGAGGAUGGACCUGCUCAGCUGGACGGAAGGAUCCAUGUCGGAGAUGAGAUAGUGGAGAUUAACGGGGAGCCGGCACGCGGCAUUUCUCAUACACGGGCUAUUGAGCUGAUCCAGGCUGGAGGAAACAAAGUGGUACUGCUGCUGAGACCUGGGGCGGGCCUGGCUCAAGAUGGCAGUCAACAUGAUCAAAAACUCAUUUCACCCGCAAGCUAUUCCGGAGAUGUUUUCUCUGACACAUCACCCCUGUCCUCUCCAUAUCCCACUGGGGCUUCCAUCUUUGUUUCCUCUCCCUUCUCCGGCAAACUGAAACAUUCUCACAGCUGGAGCAGCAUCUCCCCGCAAGGCCUCAAGCCCCGCGGCAGCAGGGGUUUAAGCUCAGUGGAGGAGAUUAGUGAGUGGGCAGACAAAGAGGUAGAAAGGCUCUCUCCCGCCUCCCCUGAGCACAUGAACUUCUACAAGAGGACCAGGCCCCCAAAGGACUCCAGAGAGCUAAGUAGCCCAAAGAAAACAGGGGAGACAUUUCCUAAAGCCAAAGAGCAACAUCACGGUCCCAAAAAGGUUGAGAGUCAGGCGAAGGAAGAAACACUGAGCAGGAACAGGACGUCUCUCACACAGACAAAAACACGAUCCUCAAGCCCUCGGAAGUCUCCUCAAGAUGGGCAGCGAGCGGCUCCGACCUUGCAGCGUGCUGAGCAUCAACAAGGCCCUCAGAGGAGAUUAAAAGACUCUUCCAGCAGAGAGAGCUUGGAUCUUGAAAAGAAAAACGGCAAAGGAGGGAAUCUCGAGAUCAGACGAUACUCUCAAACACGGGAGAUGGAAGGGAGAGGAGAAAGGACAAGGCCUGGCCAUGAGCAAGUAAGUUUCAAAAGGAGGGUGGCAGGAGACCCUCGACUCCACAGGACAUCUCCUCAGAUAGUCAGAGAGGGCAAUAAAGGUACAGGUAAAGACUCAGGGCAGAGAGAUACUAAUGGAAAGUACAAAUCCACAGAAGACAGGAAUACAAGCAAAGAAACCAUCAACAAAAGGGAAUCGCUGCAGUCUUUUAAAGAUAUGUGGAGUAAAAAAGGUUCUGUGGUUCCACCGAGAGAGGCGAAAGGAAGAGAGGACACAUUUUCUUACUCCAAAGAAGCCAGUAGUAAAGACUUUGUGGCCUCUAUAAACAGUUCUCCAGGGACGCCGCAGAGCCCAAAGGGACCUAUUAGCCCCGGCCCUUGGAAAGUGCCCAGCUCAGCCAAAAUCCUCUCCCAGGCAGAGGUCCUUCGUGACCCAUUGUGAUAGAAUAUUGAAUCACCCAGACUUGAGAAUAUUUAACAGUACCCUCAGCGGAUUGUUUUCUGAGUUCUUCCAUAAAACAGAGAAGUGCAACAUGGUGCCACUUUUCUUACCUUUGGACCAUGUUCAGAUUUGUCUUUUGACUCGGUCUUUUUUGGGAGUCCUGUGACAUCACGUGUUGGCAUGUAGCAGCUCCCCCUCCGCCUUGUCCGCUGCUUUAGCAUCUUCGAUGUGGAACUCAAGCAUGUGCGGCAUGCUCGGGGGCUCGCCAGACAAGACAUUUUGAAAUGUGAAUAUGUGCCAAUCCUGGGAGCCUCCUGUGGAACAACGACUACCAACAGCGCUUCACCCAUUACAAUGCAAUGACCCAUAUGCAAAGAAAGGAGAUAGGCCCUCGCCUCUCGCCUGUAGUAUACACCAAGUGUGACUGUCAUCGAGGGUUUGAUUUAGCUCUCAGCCUCAUUGUGGGAUAUUUUGACUGUCUUUUUCUUAAUCGUUUGCUCAACUGCAUGCAGUCGGUCCUUCUGUUUGUUUUACUGCAUGUGUUCUGCACAUCACUGAGGAUUAUCCUGUUUCUUGUUUAUAGUUCCCAUUCUCAACACCAGGCCGAUUUCUAACACAAUCCAGCAAGCGUUCACUUUACCGGGGACUCUAGACUGUUGUAUGAUUAUAGACGUGGCUCUCCUCCAUACAAACAGUAUCAUUCAAAAGACCAGAAACUUGUGGUUUGAGAUCUUGUUUACCAUGUGUACGAUAACCAACCAGUGUGCAAUUUAUUGAGACAAUAGAUUAUUACGUGUAUAUGUAGCUGUACCAAGCCAUUCCACAUUUUGAUAUAGACUUCAAAGAUUUGUCCCAUGUCAUUUGAGCUUUCACCGUCCCUCCGAUGUACUUCAGUGGUAGGACUUACCAUGGAUCUUGUAGUUCAUGAAAUGUAUAGGUAAUGUGCAAACCGCUGUACCAAAUGUUUGCAAUCGCUCAAAACGUGUCUCAUUGUGAAAUAUAAUAUAAUAUAUAUAUUUGAAUGUGUCAUGUUUUGCAGAUUCUAACUUUUAAAUAUCUAUUGAAUUCCAUUGCACUGCAUCUGCCCUUGUAGCAUAACUGAAUGACCAUGAGUUGUAUUUAAUUCGUGAUGUUGACUUGCUACCAAUGCCAUUUUAUUAUUAUUGUUAUUUUAUAAAGCUGUUUCAUUUUUUCUAAAAAAAAAAAAAAAAAAAUUAUAUAUACAUAUAUAUAUCACUGUCUAAGGCCAAAAUGGCAAUUUAUAUAAUAAUGUGGAAGUCCCUGAUUGUUUUACCUUUGCCUACUGAGAAAAGAAAAAUGAGGGUUUUUAAUGUGUUUGUCAGUCCUGCUGUAUAAUUAGCUGCCAGGGUAGCGUGAAGGAUGAUGGAUCUUAGAGAGUGAUGAGGUAGUUUACUGAGAUAUCGAGCAUGCUGCUGAUGUGAGACAGGUAUACAAAUAUCCCAUCUUCCUGCAUAUUUUAAGGGUUGUUAAGCUGAUGGCCAUAAGAUAGAUAUUUGGUUCCAACUUGUCAAAUAUCAAUGCUUGGUGAGUGGCCCUUGGCAUCAGGUGCAGAUGCACCGAGGCACCCUUUAUCGGCGGUAUGAUAGACAUUGGGCAAUUGUUGAUACUCUGAGCAACUGUCAUAGUAUAAGGAGCAAGAAAGUCCACAUAGGGCAGACGGGAGGGGAGGUGGAUGGGUCAAACAAAUUGUUGGUGUACUGUGAAACCAAAAAUAACUCAAGUUAUUUUCAGAAGUAACUGCACCCCAGAGUUUUGGCUGAAGUGCCUCUAUAUUGAAAAUUCAAAAAAUGCCUCUACAACGUGAACAAAGUAUCAACAUGGGCAGCAUAGGGCUAAGACACGUCCAGUCACUCCUUUGUACUGUGCAGAGGAGUGAUGGAGGGAGGAAGCGGGGGUCAAGCCGGUCUCACUCCGAAGUCGUUGAAAUUCGACGCUUAGGCAGUGACUUGCGGUGUUAGACACUGACGAAAAAAGCUUUAAUGUCGGCAUGAUAUGCGGCUGGUCGUUAUAGUUUAAAGGCGCUCAGCAGCAUCGCGGGGAAACACGGAGGGACAAGAAUGAAAGUUAAGGCAGCGAAAGUCAGAGUAGGGUGGGCAGGAUGGGUGGUGGAUAGGUCCAACAAACACCAACCUUCACCCGGGGGAGCAGUGUUUGUGUCCCAUAGGAUUAUAAAAAGCCAAAUUCUCUUCUUUUUCCUAAACCCAACCACUUGCGUAAGAUGUUGGAGGAAAAAAAACAUCAAUUUACGGUGUUGUACCAACGUAGUACGUUUAUUUUAAAAGAGACUGUAUGUAAAUGAUGAAUUUUCCUUGAAAACAGAAGUGUAUUUUGAAAGAAGACAAUGCAUGUAACAGGCGGAAUUUGACCAGGUGUCCCAGAACAUCAACCAAAGGUACCUUUCACGUCGUAUCUGGACGUGGAAAGUCCGUGACCAAAUGUUAAUAUGUGAUGAGGUCAGAGUGACACUUUGUUGGGGGGUUUAUUGAUGACAAAAGCUGCCUCCAUUUACGUCGCCUGCCACCAGAUCGGCCAGUAGGAAAAUUCCAUGAGGACAGUUGCUAACGCAAAACAUAGAUUUCACAUACUUUGUGCUAUAAUGUCAAGUUUGGACCUGAAUUGAUCAACAACACUUAAUACUCGUAUAUGCUGGUUUUCACUCUUUAACAACAACGUAGUGUGCUAGCAUACAACGCUAGUGACAUAUGUCACUUGACAUACAUGUAAGUGGCAACAUCUGGGGCUGAAAAAUGAAACCAAGACCCAAGUGCCAAAACUGCAGUUCUUUGAACGGCCACAUGAGGCUGCUCCAGGAACCAGUCAAUCCCCAUAGACCACCAUGUGAAAAUGCCCAACUUUACAGCAGAAAUAAACAUGUUUACAGCCAAGGACAAAAAAAGGUUUUGGUCUAUGUAGCUAAUUUUCACCCUCAUGACAACUGUACAGGAGUGAUUUUUUUUAUAGAACUCACCUGUUUACAUUUUAUUAAGGCUUAAAGUUCUGCAUAAUUAACGGCAGGAUGCUUUGAGUGACAGGCCGCCUGCUGAUAGUGUCCUCAGCUUCUCAGUCAGAUCCACGCCUCGCUCCUCCACAGCUCCAGCCUCUUGCCCAAAUAUGGUCACUCCUGGCCCCAAAAAACCAAGAUGGCGACGGCCAUGGUGCCAAACUCGAGGCAUUAUUUUUACAGUCUGUGCGUAUGUGACAUAAGUCAGGUGCAGUUACAUUAUGUUAGUUAUAAACAUAGUUAUUUUAAGACAAACCAUGAGGUUGUUUUUCUAAACAUAACCACGUCCCUUUGUUGCCUAAACCUGAGGAAGUAAACCUCAAAAUGAAGAGUUUCUUUUGCCUACAUUCUGAGUUUACUUUGGAAAGACACUACAUGUUACAAGCAAAAAUUGACGCGCCAUCCCUGAGCAUCCAAAACUGAUGCAGGAGCGCUACCCAGAGUCAUAUUUUGACAUGUAGGGCCACUGAUCAAGCGUCAGUACUUGACAAGUUGGAAGUAAGAAUGUGUUGCUGAUUUCACUGUUGAUGCUUCUGCUGUAAAAUCAGAGCGAAAGAAAUAUACUCAGCAUACCUGGUAAUACAACCUAUGAGAUUAAGACAUAUUCAGAUGAGCUCAGGGAACACAGUAUAGUAGCAAAUGUGUGAUAAAGCCAGUGUCAGUGAUAGUGAGAUGAUGGUUAUGGUCUGUGAUUGACUGUGAUGAGAGCCUGUGAUUGUAUAAGGGGGUUUUCAGGUUAAAAAAAUGACUCGAGGAUGUGCUCUGAGCCAAUCAGUGGUAGGUCUUUGUGCAAUAGUUCGGUUGGUUGAAUGAGUAAAUCCAACCCUGAGUGUCGGGUAAAGGCAGUUCACUCUGGUUAGACAGAUAAUGCCCUUUUUAUUGUAUGUCCCUCUGCACUGUUGUACUCCUUUAUGCCUUUAUUUUGACCUAUUUUUAUUUUAUUUGUUGUUGUUUUUUUUAAUCUCAUCUCUGUAUCAUACUGUGGCCUUGCAUCGCUUCAUUAGAAAAACAAUCCUUGUGGUAUCUUCUACAUUCUGUAGGAACAGUAGAUGUAAAUGUUUGUACAUUGUACAGCACCUUUAUACAUACUUGCUGAGUGCUCUUUCGGGGAGAAAAAAAAAAUAGAGGUAUAUUAAAUCGCUCCAUUAUUUUUUUAUGUAAAAAAAAAAAAAAAAAGAGAAAAUAUUUAAAAAUGAAUUGAAAAGGAUAGACUAUGACCUUGACAUGGUGUUCCGUUCAUGCACUGAAAAUAAAGUUUUACUGAAAACACCCUCUGG
Messenger RNA from Epinephelus fuscoguttatus (brown-marbled grouper), 9394 nucleotides. RefSeq names its product membrane-associated guanylate kinase, WW and PDZ domain-containing protein 3. Bases 641 to 5095 code for a protein of 1484 amino acids. Gene Ontology annotation, molecular function: protein binding. Gene Ontology annotation, cellular component: cytoplasm. The record is from RefSeq and is a predicted model, not a curated record. The transcript is spliced from 21 exons. NCBI's taxonomy places the organism in Eukaryota, Metazoa, Chordata, Actinopteri, Perciformes, Serranidae. Gene Ontology annotation, biological process: signal transduction.